Molecule: messenger RNA, 1611 nt
Organism: Telopea speciosissima
Lineage: Eukaryota; Viridiplantae; Streptophyta; Magnoliopsida; Proteales; Proteaceae
Product: aldehyde oxidase GLOX1-like
Exons: 1
Coding region: 40-1611 (523 amino acids)
Source: RefSeq, a predicted model, not a curated record
CAAUGGAACCUAACACAAAAUACCAUUGGAAUAUCAGCAAUGCACAUGCAACUACUCCAUAACGAUCGAGUUAUCAUCUUCGAUCGCACCGAUUUCGGCAUUUCAAAUCUCCGGUUACCCGCCGGCAAAUGCCGAACAAACGAUCAAGCCAUCAAGCUUGAUUGUACUGCUCAUUCAGCCGAAUACAAUGUUCUCACUAAUACAAUACGUCCACUUAUGGUUCAAACUAAUGUGUUUUGCUCAUCUGGUGUAGUUUCAUGGAAUGGUCGUCUCAUCCAAACCGGUGGAUUCAAAGAAGGUGAACGUGCCGUUAGGAUUUUCAGGCCAUGUCAAAGAUGUGAUUGGGAAGAAAUUCCAUUAGCACUUAAUGUAAGAAGAUGGUAUGCUACUACUCAAUUAUUACCGGACGGCAGAAUCAUCGUUAUCGGUGGUCGCCGGCAAUUCAAUUAUGAGUUUUACCCUAAAUCUAAUUCUACCAACUAUGUUUUUGCUUUACCAUUUCUUUCUCAAACUAAUGACCUAAUUUCAGAAAACAAUCUCUACCCUUUUGUUCACUUAAAUGUGGAUGGAAACCUAUUUAUUUUCGCGAAUAAUCGAUCAAUCUUGUUUGAUUAUACCAAAAACAUUAUUGUAAAAACAUUUCCAGAGAUCCCUGAAGGAGAUCCUCGAUCUUACCCUAGUACAGGCUCAUCUGUUCUUCUCCCACUCUACUUGGAAAACUCAUCUCUUGAAGCUGAGAUCCUCAUCUGUGGUGGAGCUCCAAGAGGGUCAUUUGAGAAAGCAAAUAAUAGAACAAAGAUAUUCAUUGGAGCCCUAAAUACAUGUGGGAGGAUUCGAAUUACUGACCCGAAUCCAAUAUGGUCAAUGGAGACAAUGCCUCUAGCAAGAGUAAUGGGUGACAUGACUUUACUACCAAACGGUCAGGUCUUGAUUAUUAAUGGUGCCGGAACAGGGACUGCUGGGUGGGAGAAUGCUGAUGACCCAGUUUUCAACCCGGUUCUAUAUCGACCCGAUAAUCCACCCGGGUUUCGGUUCCAAAUCCAAAACCCAUCUACCAUUCCACGUCUCUACCAUUCCACAGCAAUAUUAAUUCGUGAUGGUCGAGUUCUUGUGGGAGGAAGCAAUCCUCAUGUCAAUUAUGUCUUUACUAACGUACGUUAUCCAACUGAGUUAAGCUUGGAAGCAUUCUCACCGGAAUAUCUCGGACCGGAGUUUUUGAAUGUACGGCCAACCAUUAUCUCUCCGGUGUCACAAACUAAGUUAUUAUAUGGACAAGAACUGAUAAUGAGGUUCACAAUGCAGACUAUGGAGAUCAUUGAGAAGAAUAUAUGGGUAACAAUGGUGGCUCCUUCAUUUACAACACAUGCUUUCUCUAUGAAUCAAAGGUUGUUAGUGUUGGGUGGUGGAAAUGUUAAAUUUCAAGGGCCAUUGAUGGUAGAUGGUGGAGAUGAUCAGAAAUUGAUCAAUUGGGUGUACGAUGUUACAGUAAAUACGCCGGCUUCGACAAUUCUUGCGCCUCCGGGAUAUUAUCUUUUGUUUGUGGUUCAUGAUGAUAUACCCAGUGAGGGGAUUUGGAUUCAAAUCCAACAACACAGUUCUCAUUUUGUUUGA